AUGUCUGACGAAGAAAGAGCGGUGGGAUCGGGGGAGGACGAGACGAUGUUGGAGGAGGAGUUCACGGUUUGGAAGAAGAACACGCCUUUUUUGUACGAUUUGGUCAUCUCUCACUCCUUGGAGUGGCCAUCUCUCACUGUUCAGUGGCUUCCCUCUCAGCCGUCUCUCAACGCCGCCGACGCCGAAUCUGUCCAUAAGCUCGUCCUGGGGACCCACACCGCCGACGAAUGCCCUAAUUUCCUCAUGCUUGCUGAUGUCCACCUCCCUAGUGACCCUGUGUCAGCGCUUGAGCCCAACUCGGAGGAUGUGAUUCCCAAGGUGGAGAUUGUACAGAAGGUGCAUGUUGAUGGGGAGGUAAACAGGGCAAGGUGUGUUCCACAAAACCCUUCUAUUAUUGCUGCCAAGACUAGCAGCAGCGAAGUAUAUGUAUUUAACUUUGCGAACCAGCUCGGAAAUGAAGGGGAGGGGUCCUGUAAUCCUGACUUGAGGCUCAAAGGACAUGACAAAGAAGGGUAUGGGCUGUCAUGGAGUCCUUUCAAAGAGGGGUAUCUCUUGAGUGGCUCAAAUGAUUGUAAAAUUUGUUUGUGGGAUAUUUCCACAAUGCCCAGCAGCAAGGUGCUUGAUGCAACUCACAUUUAUCAGGAACAUGAAAGUUUGGUUGAGGAUGUUUCUUGGCACUUGAAGAAUGCAAAUUUAUUUGGUUCUGUGGGAGAUGAUUGCCGAUUGAUAAUCUGGGAUUUGAGGACAAACAAGCCCCAGUACUCUGGUAAAGUGCAUGACAAAGAGGUGAAUUAUUUGUCCUUCAAUCCUUUCAAUGAGUGGGUUGUGGCAACAGCAUCAUCCGAUUCUACUGUUGGUCUGUUUGAUAUGCGGAAGCUUAGCUCUCCAUUGCAUGCUUUGAGCAGUCACACAGAAGAGGUUUUCCAAGUAGAGUGGGAUCCUAACCAUGAAACAGUCCUGGCAUCAUCAGCUGGUGACAGAAGAUUAAUGGUGUGGGACUUGAACAAGGUUGGGGAUGAGCAGUUGGAAGGAGAAGCAGAAGAUGGGCCUUCUGAGCUUCUCUUUUCUCAUGGAGGCCACAAAGCAAAGAUAUCGGAUUUCUCCUGGAACAAAAAUGAACCCUGGGUCAUAUCAAGCGUGGCAGAAGACAACGCUCUUCAGGUCUGGCAAAUGGCUGAGAGCAUUUACAGAGAGGACUAUGAUUAA
Oldenlandia corymbosa var. corymbosa is the source of this 1206-nucleotide messenger RNA. The record is from the annotation of a GenBank genome assembly. Lineage: Eukaryota; Viridiplantae; Streptophyta; Magnoliopsida; Gentianales; Rubiaceae.